This is a messenger RNA of Spathaspora passalidarum NRRL Y-27907, 1453 nucleotides long. RefSeq lists its product as uncharacterized. Gene Ontology annotation, molecular function: protein binding. Bases 1 to 1332 code for a protein of 443 amino acids. NCBI's taxonomy places the organism in Eukaryota, Fungi, Ascomycota, Pichiomycetes, Serinales, Debaryomycetaceae. The transcript has a single exon. The record is from RefSeq and is a predicted model, not a curated record.
AUGAUAUCUGUUACACUCUCAGAUCUCCCUCAUGAAGUAAUCCAGAAGAUUAUAGAUUUACUCCCUCGAGAUAUCCUUCUCGAACUAUUACACUUUAAAAAUAAUUGGGCAAUCAGCCAUGCAUUCUGUGCGUACUACCAAAAGAUAAGCAUCCAAAGCAGGAUACCAAAUCAGUCUCUGAACUCAUACUCCAAUGAUAUAGUCAAUCCCUUUGAACUUAAUUUUGGCGAGUACGCAGUUCUUGGAAGCAGACAAAGUCUAAUUAACUUUCUCAAUUCUUAUCCCAAUUUCAUACCAGAUGAAAUCUCGUUUGAUAACCUCGAUGAUUUGAUUGCAAUGCAUCAAACUCAUGAUACGUUGUUGACUAGAGUGAAAAGAGUACGAAUAUGCGAAGAAAAAUACGACGGAGAACAUAGUCCACAUUGGUUUAAAAUGAAACAGGUCCAACGCUAUCCUUACAAUAUCUAUUCCCAGCAAUACAAACAUGACACUGUGCUUUGUCAAUGUGAUGAUGUACAAUUUCAACCCAGUAUACAACAUUUGGAAAUACCUCAAGCAAAAGUAAUGGAUAGUGCUGUUUUCUUUGCCAGACUCAAGAACCUAAGAAGCUUUUCUCUGAAUGAGCUUUUACAUUAUAAUAUUGAAUAUCUUCCCAAGAGACUAAAUUAUGUAUCUCUUUUGAGUUCUGCUAUCCUCCAUCUUCCAACAUAUGAUUUAGAACUACCCCCUCAAGUAAAACAAUUGCAGGUGAGAAGUUUAUUACCUUUAGAUACUUACUUGAAUAUUAGACCAAGCGGUCUGCUAACUGAAAUUGAAUUUAAAGGAGGGAAGUUUAAAGAUAUGGGAUACUUUAGAUUCCCAGAACAUUUGACAACAUUAGUAUUUCGCGAUUGUGAAAUCGACCUGUUCCUAGACUUCAAUACUAGUAACAAGUUCUCAUGCUUGACUGCACUACACAUAUCAGGCUAUUUUGGAAAGUUAUUCUACUAUUACUUUUUCAAUACUGCACUACCUCAAUCGUUAACUGAUCUAAGUUUUAGAAACUGCAAACCAUCAUUUCAAAGAGGUAGCACCAAUGACACAGUAGUGUAUAGAUACCCAGAACUGUUUACUGAUUUUGGAUUUUUUAAGCUAAAUGAUCUGUUUGAACUUCCUAAAAACUUGAAAAAGUUAUACUUGAAAUGUCCUGGUGUUAUGAUUGAACCAAGUUGGAAACUUCCCAAGAGUUUGCAACUGGUAGAAUUGUUAGAUUUUACAGGGACUUUUAAAAUGCCAGAUUUGGCUAUGAUUCAAGAUUAUAAAAUCGGGCACAUAAAGCUAGAGUUUACUUAAUACUAAAUAGAAUGAAUAUGUACAACUAACUACCAAUUAUACAAACAUGUUGCAAGAAGUAUUGACCUAUGGGCAUGUCACAAAACCAUAGUCACGUGCCAAAAAUUAGGGCACAAUACCU